AUGUCAAGUGCAGCUGCAAUCAAAAGUCAUUCCAUGAAAUCUCCAAAAUUUCAGAAAAGGUUAAAUCCACUGAAGAAUCCAAAUUUUGGAAUGGGAAUCGUUCCACCAACAUCUCCAGAGUUUCAUACAGAUCUGAAUGAGUCUUUGAGCCAACAGGAAACAGAGAAAAUUGCUGGCAGAACUGAUUUUGGAAAUGUUCCUGCAUUGGAUAAGUCAUCUUCCAGUUCAUUCACGCCAGAAACCAGGCAUGAAACAAAAGCAGAUUUCAUUGAGAGAGAAAAAGCCAGGCUUUCUGCAGAAGGAAACAAAACUGUACAGAGUCUCUCAGAAAAAGAUCAGAAAUAUUUACAAAGUGUCAAGGAUCGACUAAAUUUACUGACAGGUGAAAAAAAUGGGCAGAAAGAAAAUUUAAAAUUUCCUGGCAAUAAAGCAAAGGAUUUUCCAGCUUUGAGGAACAAGCAUGAUUUAAGAUCAAGUUUUUACCAAGACACAGUAAACAAGCAAGAAACCAUUUCAAACCAUGAUGGAAUUUCGACUUUCAUAGCCAAGAAAUCUUUGGAACAAACUCUGGAUGCAACUCAAACUGAAAAAGAAACUUCACAGGAUAAUCAUUUCAAGUUGGCAACGUGUUCUUUGAUAUCUCAUGAUGAAUCUUCAUAUGAAUCAAGUCAAGUUUCCAAGAAAAAUAAGAAAACCAAACAUAUUCCAUCACCAGUUUUGAAUGAAGUCAAAUCUGAAGACAAUCUUGGAACAGAUUCUGACUUCAAAAAGGCCAAUGGCGAGACAAUCGAUAAUUCUUUUGUUGACAAAGAUGAAGGAAGUCAGGUAAAGUUAGAGAAAGCAAAGUUGUCUUCCUACCAAGGAAAAUCGGUGAAUUUGAAAAAGAAAGCUUUAAAGAAGAAACUAGUAGGAUUAAAUCCUCCAGAUGUCCAAGACCUUCUGAAACCGCUUCCCAGUCAAAGACAUAAGCAAUAUUUUGAUCCACAGGAAAUAGCUGAGAGAAGACGGCAGAAACUUUUGGAAAAAAUGAACCAGAAAAAAAUUCUCUUUGAUGAAGCCUCGCCAACACAGCAGCCGCUUUUUCAAGAUUAUGGUUGGUUGGCAAAAUAUUGUAUAUUCAAUAAUGAUAACUGGACAAUCUAUGGACGUACAUUUGAGUCUGCUGAUACAAAAAAUAGAGGUUGGUUGACUCCCAAAGAAACAAUGAUGGCUUUAAGGACAGCUAACAGCCAAUUGACACCAUCUGAAGAGGAAUACUUGUGUCGGAUUAUUGAAUUGACUGGUUACAGUAUUGAUGAUGGAUCCGACUUGAGAUUGUUUUCAAUUUUGGCAGCACUUUCUCAUCGUAUUACCUCCCUUGAGUAA
This is a messenger RNA of Acanthosepion pharaonis, 1365 nucleotides long. Lineage: Eukaryota; Metazoa; Mollusca; Cephalopoda; Sepiida; Sepiidae. The record is from the annotation of a GenBank genome assembly.